Chiloscyllium plagiosum (whitespotted bambooshark) is the source of this 14886-nucleotide messenger RNA. RefSeq names its product ankyrin 2b, neuronal (gene ank2b). Gene Ontology annotation, molecular function: protein binding. The record is from RefSeq and is a predicted model, not a curated record. Gene Ontology annotation, biological process: signal transduction. Lineage: Eukaryota; Metazoa; Chordata; Chondrichthyes; Orectolobiformes; Hemiscylliidae.
CAGCAGCGUUAGAACUCUGUGCCAGAUGAGUGAUCUCUCGACCUCUGUGAUAUAAUUGAUCAAUAUGCCUUCCUGGUGAAGGGAAAUAUAUACACGCCUUUUCCAAAAACAUACAACGGCGUGUUUCAAUAAUAAGGGUUCACCAUGACGACAUUCAUUUGCUAUUUAUUCCCCACAUGCUUGCAACCAUUCUGUUUCCAACUACAUAGUUAGAAAUUGUUGGAUUGCAUCGUUUGCUAUUUUUACUGCACAAUCUGUGAAAUGUCGUUCUACAAUUUAAAUGUUGUUUUUUCGAUAACCGCUCCUGUGAGACAAUAUGGAACGUAUUUCAACUUUGAAAGUCUUUGAAUAAAUGAAAAUAGCUGUCACACGCAUGACCAAUAAAUAUGAGGUUGCUUUUAUACAUGUAGAAAACAUACAAGGUGUAACGACGGUUCUCAGGCGCAAAGCCAUUUAUUGCCAGACUGGAAUAAUAAUCCCAAGUAACGAUCGCUAUUAGAAAUAAUUAUUGGCAUGACAGGUCCUUGGCAAGUGCGUAUUUCAAAUGUCUUUGAGCCAAUAGCAUUUUGCCCCACCUUAACCAUGACUGAUUCUGAGAAGCAUUAAGAUGGAUCAGGGCCGUUUUCUAGCACAUUGCACUGUACGUGAUCUCAUCAGUUGUGUGUCUGCUGAGAUCUGACGCUGGGCUCCAGCCUGUGCUAAGCUCUGCGGUGGAGUCAAGUCUGAGGCUGGAGAGGGAGAGGUGCUGGAGUGGCGUGCCGCAUUAGCACGGACACACACUCAGCACGCACACACACUCUCCUCUCUUCCAGCUCACGACAAGGUCAAUUCCCCUCCUCCCUGCCCACACAGACGAGAGAGAGAGAGAGAAAUCCCCUCAACCUCCUCCCUUUUUCCCGCCCAGUUAAGGGGAGAGAGGCUGAGUGAGGGCAGACAAGAAAACAACCAAAAAUGUUUGCACCGACGCCGAACGCGUGAAGCAACAAGAAAAAAAACUGAAGGAAACCACAACGUGACAGAGCGAGUGAAAGCCGGGAAACCGAUCCCAGUGUAUUGCGUUUCAAAACAGCAGCAGCAGCAGAUUUAGAGAAGAUGGCUUCUCCCUCCUCCUCCACCGCCUCCUCCCCGCAUGGGGGCGGGACUUCACCAAACCCGCCAGACCGCAUUCGCCAGCAAGGUGGGAGUGAAAUCACCCCCCCUCCCCGGGAGAGGUUGUUACGUCACAGGGUAACUUUCCAGGAUCAGAUGGUCCCAAGUCGUCAGGAGUCUGACAGCAAUGCAAGCUUCCUCCGUGCUGCCAGAGCAGGGAAUCUGGACAAAGUGCUUGAAUACCUCAAAGGAGGGAUAGAUAUCAACACAUCCAAUCAGAAUGGCCUCAAUGCAUUGCAUCUGGCAGCAAAAGAAGGGCACGUGGAUCUUGUGCAGGAAUUAUUGGAGAGAGGUGCAGUUGUUGAUUCAUCGACAAAGAAAGGAAACUCAGCCCUUCACAUCGCAUCUCUGGCUGGACAAACUGAGGUAGUGAGAACUCUAGUGAAACAGGGAGCCAAUAUCAAUUCGCAGUCCCAGAAUGGAUUUACUCCACUCUACAUGGCUGCGCAGGAAAAUCAUAUUGAGGUUGUGAGAUUCCUUCUGGAGAUUGGAGCUAACCAGAGCACAGCCACUGAGGAUGGGUUCACCCCCCUUGCUGUUGCAUUGCAACAGGGCCACAACCAAGUCGUUGCCAUCUUACUGGAGAAUGACACCAAGGGGAAGGUGCGGCUUCCAGCCCUGCACAUUGCUGCCAGGAAAGAUGAUACCAAAUCUGCGGCAUUGUUACUCCAGAAUGAUCACAAUGCUGAUGUACAGUCCAAGAUGAUGGUGAAUAGGACUACAGAGAGUGGCUUUACUCCUCUGCAUAUUGCUGCCCACUAUGGAAAUGUGAAUGUAGCCACUUUGCUAUUAAAUCGAGGAGCUGCUGUAGAUUUCACAGCACGGAAUGGAAUCACUCCACUACAUGUAGCUUCCAAACGAGGAAAUACCAAUAUGGUGAAACUGCUUCUAGACCGAGGCGCUCAGAUAGAUGCCAAGACACGGGAUGGAUUGACUCCACUUCACUGUGCAGCAAGGAGUGGACAUGAUGGAGCUGUAGAAAUUCUGCUUGAAAGGGGAGCACCAAUGCUCGCCAGGACAAAGAAUGGUUUGUCCCCUCUCCACAUGGCUGCACAGGGAGAUCAUGUGGAAUGUGUCAAGCAUCUACUGCAGCAUAAGGCACCUGUUGAUGAUGUAACUCUCGAUUAUCUCACUGCUUUGCAUGUUGCUGCUCAUUGUGGGCACUACAGGGCUACCAAACUACUACUCGAUAAGAGAGCCAAUCCUAAUGCUCGGGCACUGAAUGGCUUUACUCCACUGCAUAUUGCAUGUAAGAAAAACCGUGUUAAAGUGAUGGAACUUCUUGUGAAAUACGGGGCCUCAAUACAAGCCAUAACAGAGUCUGGCCUUACACCUAUACAUGUGGCUGCCUUCAUGGGCCACUUGAAUAUAGUACUCCUUUUGCUGCAGAAUGGAGCGUCUCCAGAUGUUUCUAACAUUCGUGGAGAAACUGCAUUGCACAUGGCUGCAAGAGCUGGACAGGUGGAAGUCGUGCGCUGCCUACUGCGCAAUGGGGCCCUCGUGGAUGCCAAAGCUAGAGAGGAUCAGACGCCUUUACACAUUGCCUCAAGGUUGGGUAAAACUGAGAUUGUGCAACUGCUGUUGCAGCAUAUGGCUUUUCCAGAUGCCUGCACCACAAAUGGUUACACUCCACUACACAUUUCUGCCAGGGAGGGGCAGGAAGAUGUGGCUUCCAUUUUGCUUGAGGCAGGUGCUACACAUUCAUUAGCUACAAAGAAGGGAUUUACCCCACUACAUGUCGCAGCUAAGUACGGGAGCCUAGAUGUGGCAAAGCUCCUUCUGCAACGCUCUGCUUCUCCAGACUCUGCUGGCAAGAAUGGCCUAACCCCACUCCAUGUUGCUGCUCACUAUGACAACCAGAAGGUGGCGCUGCUGUUGCUGGAGAAAAGUGCCUCUCCCCAUGCCACUGCCAAGAAUGGCUAUACGCCUCUGCACAUUGCUGCCAAAAAGAACCAAAUGGAAAUUGCCACCACCUUAUUGGAAUAUGGAGCUCAGACUAAUGCACUAACAAAGCAGGGAGUGACACCCCUCCACCUGGCAUCGCAGGAGGGACAUGUGGAAAUGGUUUCAAGCUUGAUGGAUAAAAAUGCCAAUGUUAGUGCGGCCACGAAGAGUGGAUUGUCAGCACUGCAUUUGGCAGCUCAGGAGGAUAAGAUCAAUGUUGCAGAAAUUCUGGUAAAACGAGGUGCAAAUCUUGAUGCACAGACUAAGGUUGGCUACACUCCACUGAUUGUGGCUUGUCACUAUGGAAAUGUUAAGAUGGUCAAUUUCCUCCUGCAGCAUGGUUCCAAUGUUAAUGCCAAAACCAAGAAUGGAUAUACACCUUUGCAUCAGGCAGCACAACAGGGUCAUACCCAUAUCAUCAAUGUCCUCCUUCAGCACGGAGCCAGAGCCAAUGCCAUCACUGCAAAUGGUAACACUGCCUUAGCAAUUGCCAAACGUCUUGGAUAUAUCUCUGUGGUUGACACCUUGAAGGUUGUCACAGAAGAAGUCACCACCACUACAACAACGGUAACUGAAAAACACAAGCUGAAUGUACCUGAGACAAUGACCGAGAUUCUGGAUGUCUCAGAUGAGGAAGGAGAUGAUACGAUGACCGGUGAUGGAGGAGAGUACCUUAGACCAGAGGACUUGAAAGAACUCGGUGAUGACUCUCUACCGAGCAGUCGAUACCUGGACAAUAUGAUGUAUAGAGGAAUAGGACGACUUGGAGAACGCUCAGACAGACUAUAUACCGAAACCAACCACGUAGGUUUUGUUGCUCUGACUUAUUUAGCUGCCAUAUUAAGUUCAGACAGGUCCAACACACCAAGCCAUGGCCCUUACCAGAGGGACAGUGCCAUGAUUGAAGAAUUAAUCACAGCUACAAGUAGCCAGGUAGCUCUGGCCAAGGGCCCUGACAAGGACUCAUCAUAUCGCUUAAGUUGGGAAGGAGACAACUUAGACAAUGUGGCUCUUUCAUCAAGUCCAAUCCAUUCAGGCUACUGGAGCAAGAUGGUGCAAGACAUAGGAACCUUACAACCAGCAGGCUGUUCUUCUCCAAUCCCUGAAAGUGAAUCAAGUUUCCUGGUUAGUUUCAUGGUGGAUGCACGUGGUGGAUCCAUGCGGGGCUGCCGACAUAAUGGCCUGAGAAUUAUUAUUCCCCCUCGCAAGUGUACAGCACCAACACGCGUGACGUGCCGACUGGUCAAACGUCACAGACUGGCCACAAUGCCUCCUAUGGUGGAAGGAGAGGGCCAUGCCAGUCGGCUAAUUGAAGUUGGACCAUCCGGUGCACAGUUCCUUGGUAAACUACACCUUCCUAACUCUCCUCCCCCGCUAAAUGAGGGAGAAAGCUUGGUUAGCCGAAUCCUGCAGCUUGGGCCUUCAGGAACCAAAUUCCUUGGGCCUGUGAUUGUAGAGAUUCCACACUUUGCGGCUGUGCGUGGGAAAGAACGGGAACUGGUGGUGCUACGCAGUGAAACAGGGGAGACCUGGAAGGAACAUCAGUGUGAAUAUACUGAGGAAGAAUUGAAUGAAAUAUUGAAUGGGAUGGAUGAAGUGCUUGACAGCCCAGAGGAACUUGACAAAAAACGUAUUUGCCGCAUCAUCACCAGGGAUUUCCCACAGUACUUUGCAGUUGUGUCCAGGGUCAGGCAGGACAGUAACUUGAUUGGGCCAGAAGGAGGUGUAUUGAGCAGUACUGUUGUACCACAGGUUCAAGCUGUCUUCCCUGAGGGAGCAUUAACUAAAAGGAUUAGAGUUGGCCUCCAGGCCCAGCCCAUGCAUGUUGAGCUAGUCAAGAAAAUUCUUGGUAACAAGGCAACCUUUAGUCCAAUAGUCACCCUGGAGCCUCGAAGAAGGAAAUUCCAUAAACCAAUAACAAUGACAAUUCCUAUUCCAAAAUACUCUGCUGAAGGGCUAAUGAAUGGCUACGGUGGAGACACUCCAACUCUCAGGUUACUUUGCAGUAUAACAGGUGGAACAACGCCAGCCCAAUGGGAAGAUAUAACUGGAACUACGCCUUUAUCAUUUGUCAAUGAGUGUGUUUCCUUCACAACAAAUGUGUCAGCCAGGUUCUGGCUCAUAGAUUGCCGGCAGAUCCAAGAAUCUGUCAACUUUGCCACUCAAGUGUACAGAGAAAUUAUCUGUGUACCAUACAUGGCCAAAUUUGUAGUUUUUGCCAAAUCACUUGAUCCAAUCGAGGCACGAUUGAGAUGUUUUUGUAUGACAGAUGACAAGGUGGACAAGACAUUGGAACAGCAGGAAAAUUUCACGGAGGUUGCAAGGAGCAGGGAUGUAGAGGUAUUGGAGGGCAAGCCCAUUUAUGCUGACUGUUUUGGCAACCUUGUGCCUCUCACAAAGAGUGGACAACAUCAUCUUUUCAGUUUCUAUGCUUUCAAAGAAAAUAGACUUGCACUGUUUGUUAAGGUUAGAGAUACGACCCAGGAACCUUGUGGACGAUUAUCCUUUAUAAAAGAGCCAAAAUCGACAAGAGGUCUGGUCCAACAUGCAAUCUGCAACCUAAAUAUUACUCUACCCCUUUACAGCAAGGAGUCAGAUUCAGAUCAGGAGCAAGAGGAAGAGGUGACUGGAAAAGAAGAUAAAUAUGGAGAGGAGGAGACCGAAUGUGCUGAGAUUUCUUCUGUCAUAAAAUCCCAUCUUGUCCAUGAUGCCCCUGUACUAGCAAGCCCAGACUUGCUUUCAGAUGUGUCUGACAUGAAACAAGAUCUAAUCAAAGUGACUAAAAUUUUAAAGACAGACUCAACAGCAGGAAGUAAAGGAAGCCCCAUUGAGGUGAAAGAGUUUGUAAAAGCAGCUGAAGAAGAAUCAGGUGAGCCGUUUGAAAUUGUAGAGCAAGUAAAGGAAGACUUGGAAAAAGUGAGUAAGAUUUUAAGUGGAACAGACACAGGUGAAGAAGCUAUACAUGAUGUAAUUGGUGCUGGAAGAGAUGAAGAUUUAUCAGAGGAAGAUUGGAUUAUUAUUGGUGAUGAAGAAAUUGAAGAGGUGAAACGAGAGAUACCAGCAGAGAUCUGUGAACCUAUAUUUGUAGAACACAGAAUUGACAGAGGAACCAUAGAGACAAUUGAGAAAGAUAUGAGUGGCAUGCUGAAGUAUUUGGACAAUGAUUUAGAUACAUACUUAACUCAUGAAGUAGUGAUACCUCCAGCAGCCUGCCAAAUAGAUAUGGUUCAAGAAAAAAUUGAUGCAACAAUAGUUACCAAAGAUAGUAAAAAGGGAACAUAUCAUGUGAUUUCAGAAUCUGUACCAUCAGAGGAGAGGAAAGAACAUGAAUUAUCUCACAAAAUCAAAGAUGAAACUAAAUUAGUUCCUGGAAAAACAAAACCUGUGUUUGAAAGAUUUAAGGAAGAAAAUGCUACAAUAUAUUUUAAAGAUCCCGCAUUUCAAGGUUUAGCUACAGACAGUAGGACAGACCUUAGAAAAAUGCAGGAGAAUAUUAUCACUGAAUCUGAUUUCACGAAAGCAGUGAAGGAAGACUCAACAUUAGUGCUCCCACCAGUAGAAGAUGAUAUUUCACCUUUGGUGGAAGAAACUCCAAUUGGUUCAAUAAAGGAGAAGGUAAAAGCUCUCCAGAAGCGUGUGGAAGCAGAGGAAGGACAACGCAGACAAACUAAAGCUCCAGUAAAGGAUGAGAUUCCCACAGCAUCAACAAAACGAGUAAUGAACAAAGAGGCCCCUGUUUCUUCCACUGUUACAGAACGACUUGAAGAAACAAUGUCAGUGCGUGAACUGAUGAAAGCAUUCCAGUCAGGACAAGAUCCAUCCAAGAAAAUGUCUCGGCUCUUCCAACACACAUCUGAUACUUCACAAACGUUGAAAGAAGUAAAGAAACUGGAACAAUCUCACCCUGUAUGUGAAAGUAAAAAAAGUCAACCUGACUUACUCUCCCAUACAGUUGGUAAAAAUGCUGAGGCAGAUGAGUUAGAAUCUCCAUCAAAAGAAUCUCAGUCACAAAUACUCUCACAAGAUAUAUCACCGAGAGAGUACAAUGGCAAAAUUGCAAUUGGCUCAAUUUCAUAUGACUCUGGGGAAGUAAAAAAGGAAGUUAUAGCAAAGAAACUGAUACCAGCCAGCAAAGAUAAACAAGCAAUCACAAUAUCUAUUGGAAAAAAUGAUCUGAGUUUUGCAACAUCAGAGAAAUAUGAAUCUGUUUUUACUGAGGAUACUGAAAAACAAUCUGAGAUAUAUAGUAGCAGAAUAGCUGUCAAUGCGGAUUUACAGAUCAGUCCAGACAGAAAAACAUCCACUGAUUUCACAGAUGUCAUCAAAGAGGAGUUAGAAGAUAAUGACAAAUAUCAGCAAUUUAAGAAGAUUUCAGACACUCCAGAAGCAGAACUCUAUCUUGAACAAGUAGUGACCAGUCCACUUCACCAUGAUCUGAAUAUUAGUUUCCCGCAAGAAUAUGUGAAGGAUGGUUUUCCACCAGAUGUGUCAUUGCAAAAUGGUACCCUUGAUGAUAGCUCAGAAAGUCUAAAACAUGAAGGCAUUGCUGACUCUCCCAGCUUUAGUUUAGGUGAUGGCACACCUCAGAUUAGUUCUGAGGAGAGUUACAAACAUGAAGGUCUUGCAGAGACUCCUGAAACAAGCCCUGAAAGUCUGUCCCUUUCACCAAAGAAAGCAGAAGAUGAAACAGGAGAAAAGCAUGAUGCUGGAGAUUUUGUCAAAACAGAGAGUAAGGACCAAAAUAUUCAGAAAGAUGCACCUUCCACACAGAUCAUUGAUUAUACUGUUACCACAGAAAAGGAAGGUGAUUCUGUUAUAAAAUCAUCUGCCUUGAUUGGGGAGCUUGUGGAUGACACUGCCUCGCAAGAGAAAAUGCAUUCAUAUGAAAAAAUUGUCUCAACUGAAGUAGUUUCUGACAUAAAAACAACGAAAGAUUUUAUUGAUGGAACUGAUGCUGAGCUGACUACAGACUCCGGCUGCAUAGAAUAUGAUGAGUUUCAAUCAACAGAGGUGACCCAAGCCACAUCCUUUUUAGAUGAAGUAGAUGAGGAGACCACCAGUGAAUCUGUCUCUGCUCUUAAAGCUGCAGAUGAUACCAGUGAAAAAGAUGGUUUUCUACAAGAAGAAAUAGCAUCUCUUCCCAAUCUAGAUGUACAUGGUGUUUCAUUGGGAAGUCGAUUUGAAGACAAAGAUGUAAACCUUUUUAGUUCCAUACCAGUAGGGAAAACGGACGCUGCUUUGGAAGAAAAGAACCAAAUGAUAGAUUCACCUGUUAGCCCUUCAGUUUCACCAGGGUACACAGCAAGAAGUCAAGGAUUAGAAUUAUGCCUUACUGGAGUAUCAUUAGAUAGUCUUAGCCCAAUGACAGAUGAACACAUUGUCAGUCACAAAGAUUCUCUAGAAGCAAGUCCCACACAGGAUGAUAUUGACACAACUUCUCACAAAUCUCCAGAUUCACUUGAACCAAGCCCAAUUAAAGAAUCACCAUGCCCAGAUUCCCUUGAAAAUAGCCCUGUGGAACAGAAGUUAAAUGCAGCACUUUCUAUUGCACAACAAAAUGAGAAGUCAGCUUCCACCACAGUAACUGAGAAAAAAACUGAGAGAGUAGAUAUUUCUUUGGAUACUACAUCUGUAAGGAGUAGACUUUUCAGAGAUAUGCGGGGAGAAGGCCCUAUUAACAGAGAGACCAGGAAACUUUUGUCACCUGAAGGAAGUGCAGAGGAAGAUAGUUUGGAUCAAGUAUCACAGAUGGAAAGUUCAGGAAAGAGCCCUCUUUCGCCAGAAACCCCAAGCUCUGAGGAGAUCAGCUACGAAAUCACACCCAAAACGCCCGAUACACACAUUCUGUCAGUGGCUGAGAAACCCAUUGCAAUCCCUGAAAUCCAAGAGGAAAUUGAUGAUGAUUCCCCAGAGAGUGAGUCAAAGAAAAGGUUUACACCUGAAGAAGAAAUGUUUAAAAUGGCAGCCAAAAUUAAAACAUUUGAUGAACUAGAAGAGGAUGCUAGACUAAAGCGUGAAGGUAAAAAGGAGCAAAAAGAAUCUGAAAUAUCUCCAACUCCUUCUAUAACCAAUGUAGAUGAAGCAGAGGUAAUAGUUGUAUCUCAUGCUGAACAUAGAAAGAGCUCCUCAUCUUCAGAGAGUGAGCCAGAACUAACUCAGCUAAGCAAAGAGGCUGAUGGUGGAUUAAGUUUGGAGCCAGUUAUUCGAGUUGAACCUCCAUCUCCACUUCCCCUUCCCCUUGGAGUUGAUGGUUCUAGCCCUGAAGAUGCAGAAUUUCAUCCCAUUGUAGGCAAAAAAUAUACUUUUAAGAUAAUUGAUGAUGAAAAGGAAGCAAGUGCCCAAGUAGCAGAAGAUGCUAAUGACUUAGACUUAAGAAUAGAAAACAGAAGUUUGGACACAGAUUGCAAUAUUCUAGCUGAUUCACAGUCUUGUGAAGCAGUUCCUAAAGUUAUCGUAACUGGUGGAGGUAAUGAAAUUGAUCAUUUUUCUGAAGUCUGUUCUUUUGCAGCUACUGGUGAGUCUAUUGAAGAAAUUAAAUCUUCAGAAGCAUCAUGCUUUAUGCCUGAAAUGCAAGAGGAUGAUUUCUUAACUGAGGAAGAUGUCCAACGUCUUGAGCAAGCUGCAGAAAAGAGAGAUGAGCUGUGGGUGGGUGGUGUAUCUGAAGAUUCUCAAUUAAAAGCAUUUGGCACAAAGCAACUAGACCAAGAGGCAGCUGUGGAAGUAAACACAUCAAUUGACUGUGCAGAAUAUAAAGGAGUCUUUACAGAUGAAACCACAUUGCAAGACAUAAUCGUAAGACAAGAAGCUGAAGAGCAAUUAAGCAAAAUAAUAAUAACAAAAACAGAUGCUGACCUUGAUGAAUGGAAUACAAUCAGAGAAGAUGAUGAAGCAUUUGCUGCCCGUCUUAAAGAGGAAGAACAGAAAAUAUUUGGCCUAAUGGUUGACAAACAGUCUCGGGGUGCAACUCCAGAUACAACACCAGUAAGAACUCCCACUGAGGAUGGUACGCCAAUCAAUGAAAAAAAUCCAUUCUUGUUUCAAGAAGGAAAAUUAUUUGAGAUGACCAGAAGUGGAGCUAUUGAUAUGAGCAAAAGGACCUAUGGAGAUGAAAGUUUCCAUUUUUUCCAAAUUGGAGAAAAUCAAGCUGUUGAAGCUUUAACAGAAGAAUCAAAAAUGGAGAAAACUGAAGAUGAGAUGAAGUCUCCUAAAAUUGAAUAUAUGCCUGAAAGACUUGCUACUCAGUCUCAUACUGAGUUUCAGUAUAAUUCAUUACCAGAUUCAGUGUCCAAUACUGAAUCUGACAUUCAAUCCCCUACUGAGUUACAUUGCACAGAUGAACAAAUAGCUACAAAAAAUGAGCAAAAGUCACGAAUUCCAAUCAAAAUGGGCAUUUCUGCAGCAACCAAACCUUCAAAAAGGGACUCUUCAAUUCCUGAAGUCGCUGAAGUAAAGCCUUUCAAUUUUGAUGAUGAAGUGAAUGCUGUUACCUCUCCUGACUCAGCAAUGACUCAUGUCCAGUUAGAUUUUUCCACAGUAACUCGGACGGUUUGUUCACAGCAGGCUGGAAAAAGUGAUGAUGAUUCAUCAGAUUCAUCACCUGAAGAGCAACGUUCAGUCAUUGAGAUUCCUACUGCAAUCGUUCAACAAACGUAUCAGGCAGAGGCAAAAUCAAAACUGCCUGUCAGGCAUACUGCUGUUGUAACUGCAAUACCUCGAACACCAACUACACCUGAAGACAAGGCUCCUUCACCAGCUCGUUCAUCUCCAUCAAGUAUUCAAGAAGGAUCUACAGAUGAUACAGUGAAAUCAAAAUCUAGAAUUCCUGUUAAGGCUGUCACACACCGGUUAGACCACAGCUGUUCACCCAUGUUGCCAGAUACAAAAAAGACUUCAGAGUCCAUCAAAGUUCACGAGGUGAAAUCUAGAUUGCCAGUAAGACAAGAACCACGAAGCAAGUCAGAGUCCGAUGCAAUCAAUUCUGCAGAGAAGAAAUUUAAACUCUUUAAUAAAGGGAAAAGUUGUGACAAUGAAUCUGAUGCAAAAGAGCCAAUUGACCAUUUUAGUGCUGGAUCAGAAACAGGGGAAAGUACUAAACCAAAAGUAUUCCAAUCAAGACUUCCAGUAAAAACCAAAGCUAGUCAAAGUUCACAACUUGCAACUGGUUCUUCUAAAGGCAACAAGGAUAAGUUCUUUGAACUUUAUAAACAUUCAAUUGAAUUUUUUGAAGAGAUAAGUGAUGAGGCUUCAAAGUUGGUUGAUCGUUUGACGGAGGAAGAACGAGAUCGUGAGGUGUUAUCAGAUGAUGAUAGCAGUGCUGUAGAUAGUUCUAUUAUUGAAACUGAGCAGCCCAGUGAAAUGCAUCAACCUCUUCCUGAAGACCUGUUUGAUGUGAGGCCUAUCUGGGAUGAAUCUGUUGAAACUCAGAUUGAAAGAAUUCCUGAAGAAAAUGGCCACGACCACUUUGAAGCUGUAGAUGCUCAGGACGACUCUGAAAGAGCUGAGCAAAGGCUGUACCUUAUUGCUGACCAUCUUGGAUUCAGCUGGACAGAGCUGGCCAGGGACCUGGAUUUCAGUGAGGAACAGAUCCACCAAAUCAGAAUUGAAAAUCCAAAUUCAUUGGUGGACCAGAGCCAUGCACUUUUGAAGUAUUGGAUAGAAAGAGAUGGCAAGAAUGCUUCAGAUGAAAAACUAAUGGAGACAUUGACCAAAAUUAAUCGGAUGGAUAUUAUCAGUUUAUUGGAAACUACACAGAUUUCACCCAGCAGAGAGCAUGUUUCCCGCACUUAUGCAGAGAUUGAACAAACAAUAGCACUGGAUCACAGUGAAGGUUUCUCUGCACUUUCAGAUGACCUGUACAGUCCAAAGACCAUGAGAUUUGGACAACCAGCUUCUAGAGAGCUAUACAGUGAUCUAGCCCAAGCAGUUCGUGAACACCAUGGUGAAUGCUUUCAAACACAACCACCUCUUGUCUCAGAGGAAGACAGUUCCAUCAGUUGCUGUAAACCUCAGGAAGAAAGCCCCAAAGCCACAGCAAAGUCGCAAGAUCAGUCAAAAGAGUCAGUGGAUGAACAGUUCAUGUCAAAGCCCUUGAUACAAGCUGAAAAAGGAAAAGAUGAUGAAGCAAAGGAGAAAUCACUUUCUGACACUCAAAGGGAAGGAUCCAUACUGGGGAAACAAGAGUCUGCAGAAUCUGAUGGGGAACUAACUAACUUGCAAAAAGGAAAAGGUGAGGAACUGGAACAUGAUGUCCAGGGGAAAGGGGCAAUUGAACAGCCUGAAGAAAUGGUAACGCUGAGGAUAGAGGAAGAAAGUCCCAUUGUUCAGGAACCUGAUGAAGUUCAAAUUUAUGAGGGUUUGCAUGCUUCCCAAACAACUGGCCCCACUAUUGUGGAAACAACUGAGGAGCCGCCAGAAAAAAUGAAAAAGGCCUUUGGGGAGAAAACACUUGAAAAGGAAAUAGCAGAAGAAUUGGGGGCUCUGGAAAGCAGUUCUGAUGAGGAGACAGUAACCACCAGGGUCAUCCGCCGGCGGGUGAUCAUUCAGGCUGAUGAGAUGUUUGAUGUUCUGCCAGAGUCAGUUACCGAAGAACAAUACACAGAUGAACAUGGAAAUACCAUUGUGAAAAAGGUUACAAGAAAGAUUAUCAGGCGUUUAGUGUCUCCCGAUGGGACUGAAAAGGAGGAAGUCAUCGUGCAAGGUGCAGAGCAUGAACCAGUUACAAUUGAAGAUGGAGAUGGAUAUUCAAAAGUUUUAAAGCGGACUGUACUGAAAACUGACAGUGAACAGUCCGAGCUCACAUUUUCAGAACCACAAGUGACUUCAGGCUCUGAAUUCCAGUCUGAGCAGGUCGAGGGCCGCAGAGUCAGUAAGGUCAUCAAGAAAACUGUGGUCCAUGGGGACAGGAUGGAGAAACACCUUGGAGAUCCCAAGUUGGCAUCUGACCUUCCAACAGCCAAAGAUGAUUUUAAUAUGGCUCUAAGUUUUGCAGGGAACCAUGGAAAGGUCCAUAUACCAAAUGUAGCUCAAAGAGAGAUUGUAAAAGAGGAUGGAUCAGUUAUUAAAAGGGCGACCAUGAGUAAAGCUAGUGCACAGAAGAGGACUGUGGUGAAGGACCAGGAGGGAAAGCAUGUACAUGAGGAACGGCUGGAGGAUGUGCCUGAAGCGCUACAAGAAGAUGACCUGAAACUUGACCUACAACAACUUCUCGGUCAUUUUUGCAAUGAGGACUGGAAACAGGAUGAAAAAUAAACACUUAAAUCUCUCAUAUCUAUUCUGUCACUACUGCACAGUUUGCUCACAUGGAGAAAUUGUAUAUUAUUUUUUCCCCAUCUGAAGAUGCUGGAGUUCCUGUGCAGAAAGGUAGAUUUGGAUUAGACUUUUCUCUUUACCGUAAGUAAAUUUGUGACCAAAGAUGGCAUCCAUGUCUUGGGUGACUUAUACUGUUUGAACCUUAGAGCUUCCUCAUGUGGCUGUAUUAGGAACAUGCAAACACUGCUGCCUCCAAACUGCAACAACUGUACUGAAAUUCAGAAAUACUUCAUCCACAGGCCUCUUCUCAUUUUCUGUUCCUGAAGGACUUUACAACACAAACGUGUAAAUAGCAAAAGUGUUUAGGCUUGUGAAACUAAGGUACUGCCUACCUUGACUACUCCAAUCACCACCAAACACAAGAUCCUUUCUUCAUUGCUGAAUUGAUUCUGACUAAAUGUCGCCAUAGUGACAGAUUGUGAGUGUGCAGGCCUAGUAGGGAGCACUUAAGGAUCUUACAAUCUCUCAAACUUUCUCAAAGCUUAAUAAAUAUGCUAGCACCUGUACUUAAUGUAUCAGACAUAUCUCCAUAAAUUGCAUUAGUAUGAAUUUAAAUGGUGAGUGUGUGGCAGGCUACAUUUGGUUGUGUAUUUCAUGCUGCCAUACUUGUUUCCAGAAAUUUGCAACGUUCUUCACUGCUUUCACCAAAUCACAUAGUCUUGUAUCUGUGAUUUGGUACUUUUUACAGGCACCAUAGAUAACUGGAAUUGGGUUGAACUUUAAAUAAAAAAAAAAGACAGAAUUUUUUGGUUAUUUCAGCAUUAUGUAACAAGACUGGCUUCUUUUUGUAAAUGCAUGUAGUAUUUAUAGCUGUUGUAAUCAUUGAUACAGUUGUUUAACCAUCUUUGCACUGGGAAAAUGUUUUAGCUCGCUGCCUCAACAGCAACAAAAAAUAGAAACGAUAAACACAAGAAUCAAUUAUGGUAAAUAUGUAGUAUUUUUACUUGUUCAGUUCUGCCCUUCAGUGUGUUCAUAAGAUUUUAUUGUAGAUUUUUUUUAAGUUAUUAUGGUACAGAAAACUUGUUAAUAUGAGGAUAAUAUUUGCUCAGUGCUCAGAAAGUUAAAUAAAGGAAAUUUAAUUUACUCACUCAAUCAGUGCAGGCAAAAUGUCAAUUUUGUUUUGUUAGUGUCACAGCCUGCACAGACUGAAUACAAGAACCAUCAGAGAGAAUGUAUAACUGUUUUAGCCAGGCCAUGUGGUGUUACAUGAGCACAGAUGAUGUCUCUGUAAUUACAUUUUGAUUUAUACUUUUUUUUUGCUGUGUAAUCAAAGAACUUCAGAACUGUGAGAAGGAGUGAAUUUUAAUUUGAUGAAUCAGCAUCUUGUUCCCAUGGUGAUACAAAUAUUGUAUAUGAUAUCUAUGAGGGCAUGUAUUAGAAUAAUAAUAAAUGGAAGCAAACUUAAAACACUAACCAAUACAUAGCAACUGCAAUGUGUAAAAUGGCUGAUUUAAUUAAAAUAAAAUGUACAAGUGUUACAUGUAA